Molecule: messenger RNA, 263 nt
Organism: Suillus bovinus
Lineage: Eukaryota; Fungi; Basidiomycota; Agaricomycetes; Boletales; Suillaceae
Exons: 3
Coding region: 66-227 (53 amino acids)
Source: RefSeq, a predicted model, not a curated record
CCCUGGAUCCUACGGCCGAAUAUAGUCUCUUCGAGCGUCUACGGAAGUUGAGGGGUAACAAGACCAUGAUAUUUUCCACUCACCGGUUUGGAAAUCUCACCCGACAUGCGGACCUCAUUUUGUACAUCGACGAAACUGUCCAGGAAGAAGGGACGCACGAUGAACUCAUGAAGAAAGGGGGAGAGUAUGCUCGUAUUUGGAAUCUGCAAGCGAAAUCUUUCAUUUAACGACCGGAUACAGAGACCACAACAAUAUCCCGGAUU